This is a messenger RNA of Sphaerulina musiva SO2202, 2750 nucleotides long. RefSeq names its product glycoside hydrolase family 3 protein. NCBI's taxonomy places the organism in Eukaryota, Fungi, Ascomycota, Dothideomycetes, Mycosphaerellales, Mycosphaerellaceae. Gene Ontology annotation, biological process: glucan catabolic process. The transcript has 4 exons. Gene Ontology annotation, molecular function: beta-glucosidase activity. The coding region runs from base 1 to 2610 and encodes 869 amino acids. The record is from RefSeq and is a predicted model, not a curated record.
AUGAUGCUGCCUCAGGUCGUACUGCUGGCAGCAGCAGUACCGGCUGUAUUUGCACAGUUGCAGCCGUUUGCCAAUAAUACUCAAGAGAAUCUCGAUUUCGCUCAGAGCCCGCCCAAGUACCCAUCGCCAUGGGGUGAGGGUCUAUCGGACUGGAAGGACGCAUACGAGAAGGCAGCCGCAUUCGUCUCGCAGUUGUCAUUGCUCGAGAAGGUCAACCUCACGACUGGAGUCGGAUGGGAAGGAGAAAAGUGCGUCGGCAACACUGGAUCGAUCCCUAGACUCGGCUUCAAAUCGCUCUGUCUUCAGGACUCUCCCCUCGGCGUGCGAUUCGCAGACUUUGUCAGCGCUUUUCCUUCCGGUCAAACCAUCGCAGCCACAUGGAGCCGCGACCUGUACUACCGGCGUGGCUAUGCCAUGGCAAGCGAGCACAAAGGCAAGGGAGUUGAUGUGCAGCUGGGCCCAGCCAUCGGUCCUCUGGGCAGAAACGCAGCGGGAGGUCGUAUCUGGGAAGGCUUCUCGCCAGAUCCGUCCUUGUCCGGAAUCGCCGUCUAUGAGACGGUCAAAGGUAUCCAAGAUGCCGGCGUGAUUGCGUGCACGAAGCACUAUAUUGCCAACGAGCAGGAGCACUUUCGCCAAGGAGGUACACCCGCGAAUCUGACUGCGUCCCUCAGCUCCAACAUCGACGACGUGACGAUGCAUGAGUUGUACCUGUGGCCCUUUGCGGAGGCUGUCCGUGCCGGAACGGGAUCGAUCAUGUGCUCGUACAAUCAAGUCAACAACUCCUAUGCCUGCCAGAACAGCUACCUCAACAAUUAUCUCCUCAAAGGAGAACUCGGCUUCCAGGGCUUCAUCGUCUCGGACUGGGGCGCUCAGCAUGCGGGUGUGAGCAGUGCCCUGGCCGGCUUAGAUAUGACCAUGCCGGGCGAUGUGGCAUUCGACAGUGCAACCAGUUAUUGGGGUCCCAACUUGACCAUCGCGAUCCUCAAUGGCACUGUCCCACAAUGGAGACUGGACGAUGCCGCGAUUCGAAUCGUCGCUGCGUGGUAUUACGUGGAUCGCCCGGGAAACCAGGUGGAGGAUGCUCCCAACUUCUCGUCGUGGACUGCAGACACCUAUGGCUUCAAGCAUGCGUAUGCGCAGCAAGAUUACACGCACGUCAAUGAUCAUGUUGAUGUUCGAGGGGAGCACGCCGCAGACAUUCGCGAGUUCGCAGCGAAAGCCACAGUACUGCUGAAGAACAAGGGCGCCUUGCCACUCACGGGCAAGGAAAAGCUGACUGCUGUCUUUGGCUCCGAUGCAGGCGAGAAUCAAUAUGGACCCAAUGGCUGUGCCGAUCGAGGCUGUGACAACGGAACCCUUGCGAUGGCAUGGGGCUCAGGCACUGCCGAAUUCCCCUACCUGGUAACGCCUCUGGAGGCCAUCAAGGCGGAAGUGCGUAGCUGCGGAGGCUCUAUUGAAAGUGUCAUCGAUGAUUACGCUUACAAGCAAAUCGACGCCUUGUCUCGAAGAGUGUCGGACGUCAGCGGCGUCUGCCUGGUAUUCGCGAAUGCAGACGCUGGAGAAGGCUAUAUCACCGUCGACGGCAAUGAAGGUGACAGGAACAACCUCACUCUGUGGCACAACGGUGACGACCUCAUCCGGAAUGUCACGAGCUACUGCAACAAUACUGUUGUCGUGCUUCACACCGUGGGAGAGGUCACUGUGACUCCCUGGUACGACCACGAAAAUGUCACUGCCAUCAUAUGGGCGGGUCUUCCUGGGCAAGAAAGUGGCAACGCCAUUACUGAUGUCCUCUACGGAAAGGUGAAUCCCGGCGGUAAGACUCCUUUUAGCUGGGCGAGACAACCGGAAGAUUACGGCACCGAGGUCCUCUUCGACCUCAACAAUGGUGUCAAUGGACCCCAGGAUUCAUUUGAAGAGGGCAUCUUCAUCGACUACCGGGCUCUCGACAAGUACAACCGGACGCCCAUUUUCGAAUUCGGCUACGGACUCUCCUACACCACCUUCACUUUCUCCAAUCUGAACAUCCAAAAGCAUCAAGUCGCGGCGUACAGUCCGACGACGGGCAAUUCUCCCGCAGCGCCCACCUAUGGCUCCAUGUCGACCAAUCCAGACGACUACGUUCGCCCCGCCAAUCUUUCGGGCGUUUACGCCUACAUCUACCCCUACAUCAACUCGACCGACCUCGCCUCCUCCAGCGGCGAUCCCGACUUUGGCGUCAACUACACCUGGCCUGCAGGCUCAUACGACUCCGCCCCCCAGCCCUACCUCCCCGCAGGUGGCGCUCCUGGCGGCAACCCCCAACUCUGGGACGUACUCUUCACCGUGACCGCCACCGUCACCAACACCGGCUCCGUCGCCGGAGACGAGGUCGCGCAGCUGUACGUGUCUCUCGGCGGUCCCAACGAUGCCAAAGUGCAAUUGCGAAAUUUUGACCGUCUGUCAAUUUCGCCGGGACAGUCGGCCACGUUCACCGCGGAUAUCACGAGAAAGGAUUUGAGUAAUUGGGAUUCUGGGGCGCAGAAUUGGGUCAUUUCGAAUUAUACCAAGAUGGUAUAUGUUGGUAAUUCCAGUCGGAAAUUGCCACUGAGUGGUGUAUUGAGCUUGUAGGAUUGUUUUUAGGGUAAUAAGUAGUAGUACUACUACUGGUUGCUGGUUCCGGAAUAGUGACACAGCUCGUUGGGGACUGACUUUCCUCUAGUCGUGAGGAGACUGACGGACUGUUAUCAGUAUAUCUUAACUGCAAUUGU